Messenger RNA from Diabrotica balteata, 2750 nucleotides. Lineage: Eukaryota; Metazoa; Arthropoda; Insecta; Coleoptera; Chrysomelidae. The record is from the annotation of a GenBank genome assembly.
UCUGUAUUUUGUGUUUACUCCAAUUUAUUGUAUAAAGAGGUAAAUUCUCAGUACGAAAUGACACUUGAUGGGCAUGAACAUACAUAGUUGUUAUUUCUCUGUCAGAUAUGAGGUAUGUCCCUCGCGCGAUGAGUGUAUUAUCGCGCUGUAGUCAGUGACAAGAGUUUUAUUUUUGGUAAACAUGGAUAAUCAUGCUUACCACCCCGAUGAAAAUCAACCGGAAAAUCGGGGAAACAUUCAAAAUGCUGGUAACGGAAGACCAUUUACAGUUGAAAGAAAUCAACCUAGGAGCGACCGCAAUGAUUAUCUAGUAGAAAUCAAUUCAAGAGCGAAAAUUUUUAAACGACCACAUUUCUAUAAGAGACUGUCAAUACUUUUUCUAGUUCUAGCAAUAAUUUUCUUUAUUUUAAUGAUAGUUUUUAUAGUAUUAUAUGCAAAACCAAAAGUCAAAAUAUGUACAUCAAACGAAUGCAUCAAGACGGCAUCAAGUUAUGUUUCCUCAAUAGAUUACAGCGUAGAUCCUUGUGAUAAUUUUUACGAAUUCGCAUGCGGCAAGUGGUCAGAAGAACAUCUGAAUCACGGAUGGUGGAAUACUUUUUCUAGUUUUUCCACCAUAGAAGAAAAAAUUAUUAUCGAAACCGCAAAUGCCUUAUCCGAAGAACCGGACAAUCCCAAUGUACCAAAAGCUGUAAAAAAGACUAGAGACUUUUUUAAAUCUUGUAUGGACGUAGAUACUUUAGACGAACUUGAAACGACAACCAUCUACCCUAUUUUGGAAAAAUUAAAUUUACCAACUAUUCCUACUUAUCUGACGGAUCCCAAUGAUAAAAAUUUUGUAUUUGAUUGGCCAAGGACAGAAACAUUAAUAAAAAACUAUUUACUAAUGGACGUUUUUAUGGGAGUUGAUGUGGCUUCCAAUGUUUUUAAUGGAUCUGAAAAUGUACUUUAUGUGGGACAACUUUCUAAAACGAGUCCAUUACCUAGUCCGACGAAAAAUAAAAGAAAAUCAAUGCAACGAAAUAUUAUCGUAAGGAAAACUGAAACUGAUGAAGAUCAAUAUAAGCAAUUGGAGAGAAGUGUCCAUGAUAAUAUUGUCAAAUAUGUAAUAACGACAAUAGUGCUUAAUGUUACCGGAAAACCUCCAGCAGAAGAUUUACUUGAAACAGCAUCUACCGUAAUUCUUGACGUGGGGGAGUUUAUUGACGAAUUACAAACAAAUACUACUGAUCCAGAGCUCAGUGAAGAUGAUAUAUACUCUAUUACAGUUAUGGAUCUCGACAAAGAAAUAAUUGCAAUAUUAAACAAACCCCAAAAAAGUUUUUUAUUGCCGUAUUUUAAGUAUCUUUUUAAUGGUACUAACGUUACAGUUACUUUAAAUGAUUCGUUAUACGUAACAGAAUUAGAUAAAGUUUUCUUGAAAACUAUUAUGAACUAUUUAGCUGAUUUAUCAGAUAUCAAAAUUGAGCUGUAUAUGUGGUGGAUGGCUGCAUAUGCGAUGAUUAUCAAUACAUCUGAGGAUAUUUCCCAAUAUAUAACUAAGCAGUUAAAUUCUAUUGAAGGUGAUUCUGCAGAUGUUGUAAGGCCGAGAUCUAUAGUCUGCAGUACAGUAACGCAAACGUAUAUGGGGUAUGGUUUAAGUUAUAUAAUUGGAGAUACAAAUUUUGCUAAUACCACAAAACCAAAGGUAGAAAGAAUGAUUCAAGGAUUGAAGGAUUCGUUUAUAAAUAGUGUUAACCAAAUAACUUGGAUGGAUAGUAAAACCAAAAAAGUUACCGUAGAAAAAAGUAAGGAAACGAUAUCUUUCAUCGGAUAUCCUGAUUGGCUGUAUCAGGAAGGCGAAUUAGAUAGAUACUACAGUGACGUUAUAAUAAACGAGGAUACAUUCUUGGAAAAUAUGGUAAGCGUGAUAUUGUCAGAAUCCACAAGAUUGUUAAAAAGCCUACGAAAGCCUCACAAAAGAGAAAUGGCUAGCGAACCCCUUGAAGUUAAUGCUUUUAAUUAUUUUUCUGAAAACUCUAUAAAUAUUCCAAUGGCUAUUUUAAAUUUUCCUAUGUACCAUCUAGGACUAGAGGUUUUAAAUUAUGGCUCUAUAGGAACGAUUCUAGGCCAUGAACUCACCCAUGCAUUCGACAAUACGGGACGAAAAUACAACAAAUAUGGUGACUAUGUACAUUGGUGGACCAACAAAACUAUAGAAACUUUUGAAAACCUAACAGAUUGUUUUAUUAAACAAUAUGACAACUUUACUAUAGAAGGCAUCGAAAAACAUAUAAAUGGUAAACAGACUUUGGGAGAAAACAUAGCAGACAAUGGUGGUCUAAAUGAAGCAAUUGGUGCUUAUAAAAGAUAUGUAGCCAAACACGGCGAAGAACCAAAACUUCCAGGUUUCGAAAAUUAUACCAACUUUCAGCUGUUUUUUAUUGCUUAUGCAAAUAUAUGGUGUCAAACGGCAUCCAUUGAAGAUCUCACAACCGCAAUCGAAUAUGAUGAACACUGUCCAAAUGCUAUAAGAGUAUUGGGGAGUCUUCAGAAUUCACCAGAUUUUGCAAAUGCUUUUCACUGUCCUGCUGGAAGUCCAAUGAAUCCAAAGAACAAAUGUAAAAUAUGGUGAAAAAUCAUAAUUAGUGUUUUUUAUAUUUUAAAUGGGUGAUAAUCUAAUAGUUUAAUAUUUAUUAAAGUGAAUAUUGUUAGCAAUAAAUAUAUUAUUAAGUUUAAUAUUCUGUAAUACAAAGUUAAUAAAUCGUUUUUUC